This is a messenger RNA of Salvia splendens (bonfire salvia), 1471 nucleotides long. RefSeq lists its product as uncharacterized. Gene Ontology annotation, molecular function: calmodulin binding. The record is from RefSeq and is a predicted model, not a curated record. The transcript has 2 exons. The coding region runs from base 131 to 1288 and encodes 385 amino acids. NCBI's taxonomy places the organism in Eukaryota, Viridiplantae, Streptophyta, Magnoliopsida, Lamiales, Lamiaceae.
CUUUCUUUCAUUACAACAAGAAUUCGCUGCCAACUUAUUCUUUUUCUUUUUCUUCUCAAUCAAUUAGUUGGGAAGAAAAAGAUUAUAACAUUUUUGCAUUAUCUAAGGCAUCAAGAGGGCUAAUCAUUGUAUGGCAACUAGGAGAAGAGAAGCUUUUCCUGGCAAGGAGAAGGCAACACCUUCUCCACAAACAGGAACAGCAAAGCUCAGAGGAGCUGUAAAUCAAACUUCCCCCAAACCAAAAGUUUCAACUGCACCACUAAAACAGACUAGGCCAGCAGCUUUGAGAGCCCCGACUACCGGUGUUUCCAAGCCUCAGACGAGGAAACCAGCCUCCCCAGCCACUGCAACCAAGCCUGCACAAACCAGAACAAGACCCCUGGAUAUCAAGACAGCGAUUCCCACACUGAAAACGCGCGUCUCAGCUGCUGUCGCUGCUGCUACUCCUGUUACUGCUACUGGUGUUACCCGACGUGCCUCCACACUCCCAGUCAAGGCUGUUGCUCCCCCUAAACCACCUCCUGCUAAGAAAUGGAAACCGGUGGAGAAGGAAGAAGGAAAACGUCGCCUCUCCACCUCAUCUGUGGGCAGUGGGAGGAGGAGCAGCAUCGGCUUGAGGAAGGAGAGUGUACGUAGUGCUCCAGCAAAGAAGGAACAGCAGAUCACCAGCUUUAAUCUUGACAAAAAUGAAGAUCUAAGCAUGUGCAACGUUCCUGAACCUGAAAUGAAGCUUCAAGACAGAGAAAAAUAUUCUUAUCUCAAUGAGAAGACGGUGCAGAGUUUGAGCAACUUUGAAAAAGGCAUCAAUGAUAUCGUACGAGGUGAUCAAGAGCCGUUGAACUUUGCCAAGAUUGAAAAUGCGGUUAAUCAUGCAGAUCCAACAAUUGUGAUUUCCGGAUCUUCUAAAAUCUCAGGACAGCACGAAACACCUGCCGAUAUCAAGACAAAAGAGAAUGUAACAAAUAGCUCUGAUAUAGUUGAAAACAUUGCAGACAAUUCCCAAGAGGAGCUUACAGAAAAAGAGGUCAAAGUGGUCAAAGUAGCAGCAGAGGAACAAGCAGCAGUUGUAAGUAAAUUUGUUGAGUCUAAGGAAAUCGAACCAGCAGUGGAAAAGAAGCAAGAAAACUCAGUUGCUCAGAGACAACAAGAAAAAUCACAUGGGAAGUAUGACUCACCAGUUUCCAAUGAUGUAAUCGAGGAGACUGCAAACAAGCUUCGCGAGAUGAGAAACAAAGUGAGGGCUCUUGCUGGAGCUUUUGAAACUGUCAUCUCGUUGCAAGAGAAAUGACAAACCACUCAAGGAUGAUUUACAGGGGGAAACUGGUAUAUACUCGUGCAAGUGGAACAUAAUGUGUUUUAUGCUGACGUUUGAUUUUCAUUUGAUCUUUUAAAGUUAUUUGUAUCAAACACCACUAAAACUGUACAAGGUGAUCCUUCACUAGUUGCUUGAUAAAAUCUAUCUUAUAGCUAA